UUGGCUUGACAACCCCUCAAGUUCACAUACAGAGCAGAUACCUGCCACAAGAUCUGUGGCACGCUGCUUAUGGUUAGCUGGUCGUCGUGCUUGGACAUUUCGGCUGAAGUGGGAGGUGGCAUUAAAAUACUAGGUAGUGUCAAAGAGUGAAGAGGUCUCCGUGAGACGCCAUGUUGCUGCACAGGCUCUCUCAGUGUUCCGCGCUCACACUGCGCUCCUGGAGCUCACACACCUUCUCCAGAGCCGCCUCGCAGGGCAAGAAUGCCCGCGUGUGGGCGGGCUCGCCGGCCGUGCGUCAGUGGAGUAACGUGCCUUUUCUUACAGUGCCGCUGGCGCGCGCCCACGGUAAGUCCUUCGAGCACCGCGGCGAGCUGCGCCAGGCCAAGAGGAUCGUCGUCAAGCUGGGCAGCGCCGUGGUCACCCGCGGCGACGAGUGCGGACUCGCCCUGGGACGCCUGGCCUCCAUCGUAGAGCAGGUGGCGGUGUUGCAGAGCCAGGGCCGUGAGAUGAUGAUCGUGACGAGUGGCGCGGUGGCGUUCGGGAAGCAGCGUCUGCGGCACGAGAUCCUGCUCUCCCAGAGCGUCCGCCAGGCCCUACACUCGGGACAGAACGCCCUCAAGGACAUGUCUCUUCCUGUGCUGGAGGCCAGGGCCUGCGCUGCUGCAGGACAGAGUGGACUCAUGGCCCUCUAUGAAGCCAUGUUCACACAGUACAGCACCUGCACUGCCCAGAUCCUGGUGACGAACCUAGAUUUCCAUGACGACCAGAAGCGCAGCAACCUGAACAGCACGCUGCACGAGCUGCUGCGCAUGAACAUCGUGCCCAUCAUCAACACCAACGACGCCGUCGUGCCGCCGCCCGAGCCCAACAGCGACCUGCAGGGGGUAAACGUGAUCAGCAUCAAGGACAACGACAGCCUGGCAGCUCGUCUCGCCGUGGAGAUGAGGGCCGACCUGCUCAUCGCUCUGUCUGACGUGGAAGGUCUGUAUGAUAGCCCCCCCGGCACAGACGACGCUAAGCUGCUGGACACCUUCUACCCCGGAGACCAGCAGUCCAUCACCUACGGCACCAAGUCCAGGGUGGGCAUCGGAGGAAUGGAGGCCAAGGUGAAAGCUGCCCUCUGGGCGCUGCAGGGUGGCACGUCAGUCGUCAUUGCCAACGGAACUCACCCAAAGGUCACAGGUCAUGUCAUCACUGACAUCGUAGAGGGGAAGAAGGUCGGCACCUUCUUCUCAGAGGUCAAACCUGCCGGUCCCACGGUGGAGCAGCAGACAGAGAUGGCCCGAACUGCUGGUAGAACUCUAGCAUCCUUGCACCCUGACCAGAGGAGUGAGAUUAUCUGCACGUUUGCUGAUCUUAUGACCGAGAAGAGGGAGGAGAUCUUAACCGCCAACAAGAAAGACAUGGAACUGGCUAUCAAUGCAGGUCGUAUGACCCCCCCUAUGCUGAAGCGUCUGAGUCUGUCGUCGGCGAAGUUGAGCAGCUUGGCCAUCGGGCUGCGGCAGAUCGCCGUGUCGUCCCAGGACAGCGUGGGCCGCGUGCUGCGCCGGACCAGAGUGGCCAACAACCUGCAGCUGGAGCAGAUCACCGUGCCCAUAGGAGUACUACUCGUCAUCUUCGAGUCCCGCCCAGACUGCCUGCCACAGGUGUCAGCGUUGGCCAUAGCCAGUGGUAACGCUCUGCUGCUGAAGGGAGGGAAGGAGGCGUUCCACACCAACCGCAUCCUGCAUGAGAUCGCCCAGGAGGCUCUCGCCCUGCACGGGGUUAAGGAUGCUAUCCAGCUGGUGAGCACGCGUGAGGAUGUGGAGGACCUGUGUCGUCUGGAGAAGAUGAUUGACCUGAUCAUCCCGCGCGGCUCCUCCCAGCUGGUGCGGGACAUCCAGCGCGCGGCGAAGGGCAUCCCCGUGCUCGGGCACAGCGAGGGCAUCUGCCACGUCUACAUCGACGCCGACGCCAGCAUCGACAAGGUCAUCAAGAUCGUGCGGGACUCCAAGUGUGACUACCCGGCGGCCUGCAACGCCAUGGAGACGCUGCUGGUGCACAGAGACGUCCUGCGCACGCCGCUCUUCGACCAGAUCAUCGACAUGCUGCGCACCGAGCGGGUGAAGAUCCACGCGGGCCCCAGGUUUGCGUCGUACCUGACGUUCAGCCCGUCGGAGGUGAAGUCUCUGCGUACGGAGUACGGCGAUCUGGAGUGCUGCAUCGAGGUGGUGGACUCUCUGCAGGAGGCCAUCGACCACAUCCACAAGUACGGCAGCUCACACACCGACGUCAUCGUCACCGACAACGAGGAGACAGCAGAGCAGUUCCUACAGCAGCUGGAUAGUGCGUGUGUGUUCUGGAACGCCAGCUCACGUUUCGCUGACGGCUACCGCUUCGGCCUCGGUGCGGAGGUGGGCAUCAGCACGGCCCGUAUCCAUGCCCGCGGGCCGGUGGGUCUGGAGGGGCUGCUGACCACCAAGUGGGUUCUGCGGGGGGACGGGCACACGGCCGCCGACUUCUCCGAGCAGGGCAGCAUGAAGUUCCUCCACGAGAACCUGCCCGUGGCCCAGGCCCUGCCCGGCCAGAGGACCAGCAACUAGAACCUAGAACCUAGAACCUAGAACCCAGAACCCAGAACCCAGAGCCCGCCCGCGCACAACCCGGGAGACUCGCAACGCAGAACCCAACGGAACCCAAUGAAAACCCAAACGUUCAGAAAGCUACGCAGAACCUCAACGGAACCAAUGCAGAACCUAAACACUCAGAACGCUAUGCCAACCAUAAUACAAUGCCAACCAUAAUAUUGAAGUGCUCAGAAUGAUUUUUUUUUAGUAGCAAGGGACACACCAAGCAUUACGUGAAAGGACUAAGAACUGGACACAACUGCCACAUGGACAGAACAUUUCAACUGCCAGACGGCGUAAUGGGCAGACGGUUAACGGCACUAAGCAGAGUAGAGUGCAGCAGCGCUGUGUGCUGAUGUUAGCACACAGCACAGCGAGUCUCUCCUCAGAUCAACGCCAGCAGUCCUGCUUCUGUCUCCAAGUACAACAUGGCCAGACUGGUGCAUUGUGGGUAACCUCCGGGGCUGACGAUUUGAGCACAGAUGAUCUCUCACACACACUCACACACACACACACACACACACACCCAGGUGUGUCCCUAACCCAGUAACAGUGGAUAUCUGCUGAUAUCAGUCUACAUAUCACCUGCUCAGCGAGACUCGGUUACAUCAGUUACCCACAAUCCACUGCUCUCAGUGUAUGGUUUUUGUUGCUCUCAGCAUAUCUCCCCUCAGUCCCCCCCCUUUUUUUAUCUCUCAUUCUCUCUCUGCACAUCCAUUCUCUCUCUCUCUCCCUCUACCUUUCUCUCUCUCUCAUCUCUCCCUCUCUCUCAUCCCCCUCUCAUCUCUCUCUCUCUCUAGUGUCUACCUCUGCAGAGCUUGGUCUCUGUGUUCUGUUGUGAUGGAUGUAGAAUGAUCAUCCAAAUAUGGCUCAACAGCCAACGACUGAAAGACCACACACACACACACACACACCCACACACACACACACACACACACACACACACACACACACACACAAAGAUGGACAAUUUAUGAAACCUUGGACCACACACACACACACACAGACAGUAUGAAACCAUGGACCACACACCUAGGUGUCUCUCUCACACACACACACCACACACAGGAGGAGAGGUGGGCAUUCUCAGCGUUUUGAUGAUGGUCCUCUGCUAACGGACUAUUGGCCGUCUGGCUGGACCGAUACACAAUCCCACGCCAGGCCCGGUCAGACGGGCCAGAUGGAUCUUUCUAUUUCUCGUCAGUUUAAGAGGAUUUUUUAAAUAAUUUCUCUUCAGCUGUUUUUUUUUCCUGACUGCUGUCUUUUCUGACACUGAUGUUAGUGUUUCCUGUGGGCGUGGCUUGAUGCUCUGUGACACGAGGGGAGCUAGUGGACCGCCACACCACUCUCCGACAGGCUGGGGUCUGGUGCAGUGUGUGGG
Sardina pilchardus (European sardine) is the source of this 3987-nucleotide messenger RNA. It is a transcript of the gene aldh18a1, whose product is annotated as aldehyde dehydrogenase 18 family, member A1. The record is from RefSeq and is a predicted model, not a curated record. The transcript has 18 exons. Gene Ontology annotation, cellular component: mitochondrion; cytoplasm. Bases 171 to 2582 code for a protein of 803 amino acids. NCBI's taxonomy places the organism in Eukaryota, Metazoa, Chordata, Actinopteri, Clupeiformes, Clupeidae. Gene Ontology annotation, molecular function: glutamate-5-semialdehyde dehydrogenase (NADP+) activity; glutamate 5-kinase activity; ATP binding.